Molecule: messenger RNA, 2639 nt
Organism: Daldinia caldariorum
Lineage: Eukaryota; Fungi; Ascomycota; Sordariomycetes; Xylariales; Hypoxylaceae
Exons: 3
Coding region: 380-2428 (682 amino acids)
Biological process (GO): Mo-molybdopterin cofactor biosynthetic process; molybdenum incorporation into molybdenum-molybdopterin complex
Cellular component (GO): cytoplasm; cytosol
Molecular function (GO): molybdopterin molybdotransferase activity
Source: RefSeq, a predicted model, not a curated record
GGAAGUUAUACUAAUAUAUAUGAUGAAUAUUUCAAGUACAAUUUAUUUAUACAAAUUGGAUAUAACUAGUAGCGCCUUUUGCCAGAUAAACUUUCAAGAGAUUCCCAAGUUUUACUUCUAUCUAAUGUUCUAAAGUUAUAAGAGGAAAGCUGGCAUAUUCUAGCCCCGCAUCCGCAUUAUACUAAUAAUACUUUCCCUUAAGGUUCUCUUAUAUAUAAGUACUAUACGAGUUCAAGAUCCGCUUGCACCAUGAAUUAGGUACUCGCCCAAGUUGACUCAAUUAAACGUAUAUUAAAACAAAAUUAAAUAUCACCUCUAAUUCGAGUUAAACUUAUAUACUAAUCGAACCUCUCGAUCGAGGGUUCGACCCACGGCAAUCAUGGCUAAUGCUAGACUAAAGGUUGCAUUACUCAUUGUCUCGACAACAGCAGCUAAGGAUCCUUCAACUGAUGCUUCUGAAGCGGCUCUAAGUAGUGUACUUGAAGAAGAAGGAGAUGGGAGAUGGGAACUUGUCGAUACUAAAAUUGUUCCCGACGUUGUUACUCAGAUUCAACAACAACUUAAGUUAUGGACGGAUGCCGAAUCAGAUUAUAUUAACCUCGUACUUACCACUGGGGGUACCGGUUUUGCCGUGGCAGAUAAUACGCCAGAGGCUGUUUCGGCUUUGAUUGUUAAACCCGCGCCUGGUCUUGUCCAUGGCAUGUUGGCGGCUUCUCUAAACGUCACUCCUUUUGCUAUGAUGUCUCGUCCGGUUGCAGGUAUUAGGAACAAAUCAAUCAUCAUAACUCUUCCGGGAUCCCCAAAAGGAGCUCGAGAAAACUUACAGGCAGUUCUAAAGACACUACCGCACGCGUGCCUCCAGGCUGCUGGUAUGGAUUCCAGGUCGUUACACGCAGGUGGUAUAAAGAAGCUUGAGGCGGAGGCCGGCAUAAAGUCUAGUGGUGGCCAUUCACACUCCCAUGAUCAUCAUCACCAUGAUCACGGAAGUAGUCAUCCGCCUGGCCAUACCCAUAGUCAUGGACACGGACAUAGCCACGGCCAUGGUCAUCUGGUUCGACAUACGGCACCCAAUUCAAACCCAAUGUCCAAUGACCCAAGCUUAGGUCCUAGCCGAAGGAACAGAGAAUCUCCGUACCCGAUGCUUUCAGUCGACGACGCCCUGGGUAAGAUCAAAGAACACACGCCACAGCCGGAAGUUGUCACGUUAAAGGUCGAUACCUCACUGCCUGGUCACGUACUGGCCGAGGAUGUACGAGCGAGGGAAAACGUGCCUGCUUUCAGAGCGAGCAUUGUCGACGGCUAUGCAGUUGUUGUGCCUAGCGACGGAAAUUUAAAGGGGGUCUUCCCUGUCGUCUCAGUAUCACAUGCCUCUCCAGGAGAAGUCAAACCCUUAAAGGAAGGCGAAAUUGCUAGGAUCACUACUGGCGCACCGCUCCCUCCAGGCGCCACGUCCGUUAUUAUGGUGGAGGACACAAUUCUAAAAACCAUGACUGACGAUGGCAAAGAAGAGAAGGAGGUGGAGAUCCUUGCUGAUAACGUAAAGGAAGGAGAGAACAUUCGAGAAGUUGGCAGCGAUAUCAAGACAGGAACGGUUAUCCUCAACAAGGGCGAACAAAUAUCAGCGGUCGGUGGCGAAAUAGGUCUACUCGCCGCCGUUGGCGUUGCUGAGGUCAAGGCUUACCGUAAGCCAGUCAUAGGGGUAUUAUCUACUGGAGAUGAAAUUGUCCAGCACGACCGGCCUGGCGAUUUACGACUAGGAGAAGUGCGCGAUACCAACCGGAUCACUUUGAUGACAGCUGCAAAGGAGUGCGGGUACGAAGUCGUCGAUCUAGGGAUCGCAGCAGAUAAACCCGGUACCUUGGAAGAAACGCUGAGAGACGCAUUACGGCGUGUCGAUUUUAUCAUCACUACAGGAGGUGUUUCAAUGGGCGAGCUAGACCUGCUGAAGCCAACGAUCGAAAGGUCGCUGGGCGGUACAAUCCAUUUCGGCCGGGUCGCGAUGAAACCAGGCAAGCCGACGACAUUUGCUACUGUUCCCGUAAAGGACAACGGCGGCCGGCGAGUCACGAAGGUGAUGUUCUCUCUACCCGGCAACCCGGCGUCCGCGAUCGUCACCUUCCACCUCUUCGUCCUGCCUUCUCUGCACCAGCUAUCGGGCGUCUCGCCAGCCGGCCUGACCCGGGUCCCCGUCACGCUCACGCACGACUUCGCGCCGGACAGGACGCGGCCCGAGUACCACCGCGCGAUCGUGUCGGCCGGCGGCGACGGGGAGCUGCUGGCCGCGAGCACGGGCGGCCAGCGGAGCUCCAGGGUCGGCAGCCUCAGGGGCGCCAAUUGCUUGCUGUGCGUGCCGAGCGGCGAGGAGCCGUUGAAGAAGGGAUCCAAGGUCGAUGCGCUGCUGAUGGGCGGGAUUCGGAGCGGACGCUAGGUUCUGCCUGUCUGUCACGUAUAUAUACUAUAUACAGUACGGGUUGUGCCAUGUUGAAGGAGAACUUCAAGGCUUGAUGCGGAUGAGAAAGCACGGCUUUUUCUAAGAUCAUACAUAUAUUAUAUUUAUACGAGACAUACAGAUCCUUGAUGUUCCAUUGGUAUGUAUAAUAUGCUAAAGAAAUUCAAAUUCGCAAAUGUACAUUUUAAUA